UGUCCGCAGUGAGUAUGCGAGUGUCGUGAUCUUCGCCGCACCAUGGAUGUUAAACUCGCGAUCGUUGUGUUAUUCUCGGUUCUCGCUACAGUCUCCCCUAGAAAACACUCACCCCUCAUAGGUGACGAGGGGGGGAGGAGGACUCAGGCUGCAGAAUGCCAGUUCGGGAAGACAUUGAAGGAAUUAGGAUCGACGUGGUUUGCAGAUCUCGGGCCACCGUUCGGUGUCAUGUACUGCAUCAGAUGUGAAUGUGUGCCGUACCACAGGAAGCGGAGGGUUGUGGGGAAGGUCCACUGCAGGAACAUCAAGCAUGAGUGUCCCAAACCAUCUUGCGACGAGCCCGUCCUCGCACCUGACCGUUGCUGCAAAGUUUGCCCAGGAGACGUGAACAGUCCAGAUGUAGUAGAAGAACAGCCGUCAAUUAAUGUGGAAGAAGAAAAAAAUCUGAAACAUUUCGCUGCAGUCCUGACAUCAAAGAUGACAAUGGAAACGGAAGGGAUUACUACACCUCUGACUACAGAUGGCAAUCCGGAUUAUAAGGCCACCGGCAGGUUCACGUUCCAUCGGCGGAAUCUUUACUAUUCCUUCUACGCAACGGCUCGACCUAGGGGUGUGCAGUUUGUUGACAUGAGGGGCAAUAUCCUUGAGGAACAGGUGCUGACACCAUACAGCAAGUACCAGAAUGACACAGAAAAGGUAUGUGGCGUAUGGCGCCGUAUACCGAGGGAGUACCGUCGAUUGAUUCGGGAGGAACGCCUGCAGGUGACACUCUUGUGGGAGCGAGCUGAGCUGGCCAUCACAGGACAACUUUACAGUCACAGGUUUCGCACGUUGGCUACGGAGUUGUACAGUGCGUUGCUGGAAGGACCCCGUCCCAACGUUGCGGGGACGGCCAUAGUCUCUGUCUCCACACAAGCUCCCUCCAUCCACCUUACACUUAUCUUUACGGGGAUCUUCGGACCUGAGGAUAUGUCUGACACUCCGGUCACUGUCAGACUCCAGUCUACCUCUGGCAAGGAAAGGGUCGUCCUAGAGGAGAUGGCAAGAGUGGAGAAACCAUCAUCAGACAUAAAUGUGAUCGAGGUAAGGUCAGCUGUGAGCAAUGCAGACCUCAACCAGAUGUCAAAGCAGCGGCUGUCUGUAACACUGAGCACCAAGGCAGGUCAGAGCAUGUCAGGUCUUGUGCGAACACGAACUACCUGCGAGCUCUUCCAUACCCCACUCUCAUCCCCUCCUGACAAUAAUGAUAAGAAGACCUCUGGGAUGGCGUGGAUGUACAUUGACAAGAACGGAGCACUAAAGUAUCAUGUACGCCUUAACGGAAUUGCACAACCAGACAUGCUUGGUCUUGAUUUAGUAAUUUCUCCCGAAACUAAAACUCCAUUGUCUGCAGUCGUGGAACGACGGUUGCUCGAACUGGAGGACUUGACUCCGACAUUUCACAAUGGCUGGGCGAACGGAACGAUAGACCAGAUCAACACACGCCACCUUGAACAGUUAUAUGAUGGAGAGUUGGCUAUCAAUGUGGCAACAACGGCAACACGAAGCCUCGUCCGAGGGAGACUAACACCUCGGCCUGUAGCGGAUGCGAGGGAUGCUCCAGCACCUUCGUUACUGUUAGAGACAGAACAGGCGGCUGGUGAUAUUGUGGGGAUGAUUUGGGCAGCUGUGGAUAAUGAGUGUAAUCUGCACUAUGAGGUGAUCCUGUCUGGUGCUAAACUAGAUGAUCGCACAAUGGGCCUAUACCUGGAGGAUGUUCCCCUAAUUGCUCCUGGAGCCCCGAUCACUCGUCGUCUCCUAGAAGAGUUCAAUGGUAACAAUGUUGAAGGCUUUGUGCUCGGCUUGACACCCACAGAGCUCACAAGACUUGACACCGGCGUCGUCCACUUCAACAUUAAAGAUCUUCACACAUCAAAAUCACUUUUGAGAGCACAUUGGAAACAGGUAUUUAUUCCGCCGUCGUGUCUUCCCCACUACUCCGACAACAAUGUGCCGCCCGUCAACAACAUCAACAGUGAUGCCAACAUCCCAGAGCAGACAACAUGUUUUCACAGUGAGUCGUUCCAUGAUGAGGGUACACAGUGGCCCAGCCGCUCUGAGCCCUGCACCAUGUGUAACUGCCACCACGGCAGAGUGAAAUGUGACCCAGUCAUAUGCCCCCCUUUGCCAUGUACCAACCCGAUACAACCCAGCGGCCAGUGCUGCCCUACUUGUGACAAUUCCACAUUUGACUCGAGCAACAUCUCACAAGGCUGUUAUCUUGCUGGUCAGCUAUACUCACCUGGCAGCACGUGGCAUCCCUACUUGCCUCCUAAUGGCUUUGACACCUGUGCCAUUUGCAGCUGCAAUAGCUCAACACUGAAUGUACGGUGUACGAGGACUGUGUGUCCACCACUGGAAUGUGACGAAACAUUGGCGGUGCGACGAGUGGGCUGCUGCAAGACAUGUCCUGCGGCUACAUCCUCUGGAGUGCCAGGGGACCCCAACUGGCUUGGGGAUCAGCAGGUUUCUGUGGUUCGCACCAAAGCCGAGGUACUAGCAGCUGGUGGCUGUACAUAUCCGGUGGGAAGGCUGUUUGAAAACGGAGAAGAGUGGCACCCUCGGGUAUUCUCACAUGGGGAAGUAAAAUCCGUCAAGUGUCAUUGCAAGGAUGGCACAGUGAAAUGUGAACGAAGGCGGCAUCACUGAACUAGAUUACAAGUCAAAAUUCGUUGAGUCGUAUCACCGCCCAUUGCUCUGCGCAGUGUUACCAACUGUUGCGUCCGUCACUUCAGUACUAAACAGUACUGUCAAAGCUUCCAACUAGAUGUAACAACUUAGCAGAUAAAUAUUGUAAAUCUAGUAAUAGAACGUAUAAGACUGAUGCAUAUUUUAUACUAACAAAUAAACUAAGUUAUUAUUACUCUACUGACAUUCUGGUUAGAAACUCGCAAAAUCACUGGAUUCUGUCACUAAACGCAUCUACAGUACCUUCUACGAGUUAGGUUAAGUUGAUAGUUUAGUGAAAAUGUUACAAUCUGUGCUGCAUCUGUGUUUCAAAGUUCCCGGUAAAUUGUUCCCCGGUUGAUAGCUCAAAUCAUGUUACUAGUUUUAUAAUCUUUUCUUACGAAUUUCCUUUAUUAGUGGGUGAUUAAUUUUUCACAUAGCCUCAUAUAACUGAGUGCACAUGCAGGAAUAAAAUAACAUGUUUAAAUACGUUUCUAAAUUUGUAAUUAAUAAAUAUUCUUCUGUACUAAAAUUGAGUUCCUAUUUAUUAAUUAUUACUUAACAUACAAUAUGUAAAACCAUAAUUUAUCCUCUAGGAAUAUAUGUCUUGAAUAUCUAUAAAUUUGAUUUGUAUAAGUAAAAAACACACAGUGUGACUAACAUGUCUAUUAAAACAUGUAUAUGUUAGAUAAAAUAGACCUUAACAAUUAAAGAAACAUAAGUUAAUACACUAGGGUAAUAUCUUUGAGUCUGGCUAUACUGAAGUUAAUCAUCCAGUAACACAAAAAAUAAAUAAAAAAAUGACAUAUCAAAAAUAAUUAAGUGUUAUUACUUAGUGUAAAAGUAGUUCAUAGAAUUUGAUUCAUUAUCAUAUAUUUGUGUUUGCAAUAAACUAUAUAGUUAAUCCGUCUAGAAUUCUGACUUUAUUGAAUGAUUCUGGUACGAUAAAAUUACAUAAUAAAUAUUAAUAAAGAUGAAAUAUUGUUUUAUUUUCAGUUCAAGAUACAAUAAUGGCCAUUGGUGUCAGCUCGUCUUUAUAGGCAAAACUGAGGAAUUUGCCUAUAUAUAUAUAUAUUGCCCAAACACGUAGAUAUCUAAAACAGGCACUUUAAUGAGAGUGCAAAAUUUGUUUUCUUCUAGGGUACCAAAAACUGUAGAGCUAGAUGUGAUAGCUAUUUUUAAAAAGACACUAACUAUUCAAAUAAAUAUAUGUAUAAACAUAGUGGAAUGAGAAAAAUUAAGUGAGUCUGAUACAGUUUAAUUAAUUCGCAAACAAAAUUCAAGCAAUAAUUAUAUCAAUAUCUAUUGUAGAGUUUUGAGGAGUACUAAAACAUUCAUAGAUGGUGCUUAAUAGCAUUUUUUUAUCAAAAAAGUACUCAUACAUAAUUUGAAAUAUUGUGAAUUAGAUCAAGUCAUAAUUCUAGACGGGUUGUAACAUUAAAAAUGAGUACCGUACAAUAAAAGGAUUUUUAAAAAUUAACUGUAAUUUUAAGUUUUAACACAGAUACUGCGAAAGAGAAGUUCCUAUUGGAGAGGUUUCACAAUUUACAGGUGGAGCAAAAAUUAAAUGAAAUCAUUCCCCUCCACUGUAAUUCUAGAAGUAAUUAAUUGAUGUCUCAGUUUUUCUCACCUCAUUUAUAACUCGUCUAUUUAGAAGCUUAUGUUUGUGUAAAUACUGCUAUAUUCUGUUCGCAUUAACAAAUCUGUAUUUAAUAUAUUUAAUAUAUGUAUGUCUCAUCGUAUAUUGUUUUGUCGUGUUGUAUAUAGUAUGUUAAGUUGCUGUGUUCAUGUGCCUUGUUGUUAGAGCUGUUUUUAUAUGGAGAAUAGAACGUGUUAAGUUACCAAAUUGUUGGGAAAGUAUGUUAUUACAGAAGUGUGGAAAUUUCUCAAAGGAAUUGUUUUUUUUAUUUGUAGCGAUAACUAAUAUACCUCAAUGCUGGUAGCUGUUAGUAUUUACUAUUUAUUCUUUACAUUGUAUGCAGUCAGUUAACAGUUAACUAUACAAAUGCUAUAAAUAGGCUUUUGUGCAUGUAUAUUUUACAAAGUAUAUUUAAAUAUGUGAAGGUUAAAAGCGUAAUACAUCAAGUUUUGAAUUUCCAAACGUAUAUACUUGUUGAGUACUAAAAAAAGGUUUUGGUUAAGUUUUGGUUUAGUUUUAAAGUUUCUUUGCAGGACCAUUGAAAGUAUUAUAUUAUUAUAUAAAAAAACAUUUUUAAGGCAGGUCCAGAUUUGUUUUGAAAGCUAUGACUAUAUUUUGAAUCUUUAUACAUGUUUUGAUCAUUUUCCUUAUUCUCAAAUUCAUCUUGUUAGUUAGUUACCUAAUAGCUUACUACAAUAAAAGUAAUAAGCACAUUCAGUGCACCAACACAAUAACUGUUGACUUGUUUCUGUCAUGGAAUAAAACUAUGUACAUAUUCAGUGAUUUGAAAAUUAAUGUACUUUAAUAGAAAUCCGCAACACCAAAUAUGAUUACAAUGCUACAUGUACUUUAUGUGUGGCUAAAAAUUGUAAACUUGACGUGCAGCUGCCGGCCGAACAGAAAUAGUUUGAUGCUCAUAUUAUUUGCUGAAGACUUCUUUUGUACAGUAUUUUAAAGUUGGUUGGAAAAUGUGCAUGUGACUUUAAUUUGGAAGUGAUUCUACGUUAAUUCUGUGGUUGUUUUGUCUCAUCUAGGAACUAGCACGCUCGCAAAGAAUAUGUCUACUUUCCAGCCUAGGCUGUAAUUUACUCUCCAGCUAUGUUUGUCUAUAAAUUAAACUUAUCUAUUACAUAUUUUCUUGAUCUCAUUUAAACUCAUUUCUUCAAUAAUUUGUCUACGUCAAGUGAGGAUGUAUUGCAAUACACUAAUACACCAAGAAUUAUCUAAUCUCAAACAUAUCAGCUUAACUAGGCUAUUAUAAUUUUAAUUUCUGAAGACUAUUUAAAAAGUAUAAUGAAAAUACAAAUAUUUAAUAUUUAAUUCUAAUGUUCAAGAUGGGUUAGAGCUAAAAACAAUUGGUUUUAAGAAGCAGAAGAAUGGAUAAAAUAAUGAAAAAAAAUUUCAAUUCCUAUUUUGUGUUCAACUAAUAUAGAAAACUAAAAUUAACAUAAAUAUACACAAAAGAACUCUCGUUACUAAAAAAAUAGUAUAUAACAGUAGACAGACAGCUGUUGUAAUUUAUUGAGUAAUUGUUCUAAAUAAAAACAUUACAAGUUAUAGAAUUUUAGUUUAUAUGUAAAAAAUUCAGCUUGACAGAGUAAUGAAAAAUGGUCCAAUUUAAGUAAUGUGGUUUUGUGUUAUGGCAAUAGAUACAGAUUUCAAAUUGAAAAAUGAUAAAUUUUAAUUGAAAAUCAAACAUUUUUCAUAUAUUAUAACACAUUAGCAAAGAAGAAGGUCCUUAGCUAGAAAACUUAAAUGAUUAAUUUAUGAUGAUUAUUGCUUUGUACACAACAUUAUUGAAUGUAUCCUGUAUGCAGUAAGUUAAAUAAUGCAUAUCUAAAAAUAAAAAAAGUAAAAUCUUGAAAAUAGAUUAUCUUGGUACAUACAUACAUGUCUACAGAAGUAAAAUAUCUUUUGAUUGUGCGUGAUUCUUGUCAUUCCUCCUCAUUGUUCUCUUGGAAAUAUGGCUGAGUCGGCAUAACUGUAUUGAUCAUAGUGAAUGAUAUUUUACUUCUGAGUGAAUGAUCAGAAAAAUAGGUUUUAUAAGAGGUCUCCAAGAAAUUCAUGUUAAACAUAAUUGUUAUGGUUUUGGAAAUGAAUUCAGAUGAGAUCAAGGAAACAUUUAUCACUUUUUAAAACGUUUGAUUAAAAAGCAUUUGAACACAAUAUGUUAAUUGAUAUUACCUGAAUGAAACUAGUUGUUAUAGGUAUAAUAUUUAUAAUACAUUACUUUGGUAUUAAUUAUAAAUUUGAUGUUUUGAUAGAAGCUGAAUUGUCACAAAUAAACAGUAAAAUAUAUGUUAUAAGUAAGUUAAAACAUUUUGUUAAAACUGGCAUAUUAUGGAUAAAUGUACACUGAUAAUUAUUUCCAGACAAGAUACUUAAACUAAUUAUUCUGAUUUUAAGUAUUUCGCACCUAAUUAAAAAAAAAAAAAAAAUACUGAAGGUGGUUUUAAAUCAUGCUUUUUUAACUACACUCAGUCUUCUGGUGUAUUGUAGAAAUGAUAUUAUUAGAAAAAUACUCAAUCAUUCAUGCCUCUCCACUUAUGUACUUAGAGAAAUGGACAGAAAUAACUCGUCCUUCAAGAGUCCCUCGUUGUAUAUAUUAAGAAGUAAGUUACUAGAAAUCUCUAUUUUUCUGUACGAUUGUUGAUGAUAGGUAAUUCCUCAUCCAGUAUUACUGUUUGUAAGAUUUGUGAGAUGUGUUCUUUUUUGUAAUGAACUUCGUUGAAAAUAAAUAAGUAACAAAGAAAA
Homalodisca vitripennis (glassy-winged sharpshooter) is the source of this 7099-nucleotide messenger RNA. RefSeq names its product dorsal-ventral patterning protein Sog (gene sog). Lineage: Eukaryota; Metazoa; Arthropoda; Insecta; Hemiptera; Cicadellidae. The record is from RefSeq and is a predicted model, not a curated record. Bases 43 to 2688 code for a protein of 881 amino acids. Gene Ontology annotation, biological process: multicellular organism development. The transcript is spliced from 14 exons. Gene Ontology annotation, molecular function: protein binding.